ACGUUACACAGUGUUAAAGUCUACUGGUUUCAGAUCAGAAUUCUAGAAACCUCCAUCACCACAUUUCCUGUUUGUAACUGAACGGAGUACAUACAAAAGAGUUUAAGAAACAGAUGAGAGAAAAACACACACACAAGCCCUGAUACAGAUAAGUUUUACUACCGUGCUGCUUCUAACUACAGCAUUACUCAGAAGAAAAGCUUUGUGGGAGCAUUUUUAAUCUAUGCAUUUGUCUAAUGGCUACAUAGGAAUUUUUCUGAUAAAAAAAGAAGCAUGUCAGGAAACUCUGGAUGCCCCUUUUUUCUCUGGGGACUUCUAGCCUGCUUGGGUUUGGCUCUUGUUAUAUCAUUGCUCUUCAAUAUUUCCCACUAUGUGGAAAAGAAAAAACAAGGUAAUAUGUACAGAUACUCUGAUGACUACAUUCCAAGGGUUGAUGAGGACUAUAUUGAAGACACACCAAUUUAUGGUAACUUAGACAAUCUAAUCCCAGAACCAAUGGAUGAAAACUGUUAUGAACAGAUGAAAGCUCGGCCAGAGCAAUCCAUAAAUGCGAUGCAGGAUGUCACCGUAUCUACACAGGCGCCUGCUGAAACACAAAUGUUCUAUGCCUCACUUGAUCACAGCUUUAAGGGAAAGCGCAGAAAGCCCAGGAAACAGAACACCCCUUUGUUAGACACAGAUGGCGAUGAGCCACGCAUGGACACCACUGUUUCGGAGGCUACUUUCGUAAACAGUUUCUCACCUGAAAGCCAGGAAAUAGAGGAAAACAUUCAUGAUGAUCCUGUUAGACUGUUUGGAUUGAUCCGUGCUAAGAAAGAACCACUGAAGUAGCUUGAUAAUGAU
This is a messenger RNA of Ochotona princeps (American pika), 843 nucleotides long. Its product is annotated as T-cell receptor-associated transmembrane adapter 1. Bases 274 to 831 code for a protein of 185 amino acids. The transcript is spliced from 6 exons. Lineage: Eukaryota; Metazoa; Chordata; Mammalia; Lagomorpha; Ochotonidae. Gene Ontology annotation, cellular component: T cell receptor complex. The record is from RefSeq and is a predicted model, not a curated record. Gene Ontology annotation, biological process: positive regulation of T cell receptor signaling pathway; negative regulation of receptor recycling.